Messenger RNA from Aspergillus pseudotamarii, 1942 nucleotides. RefSeq lists its product as uncharacterized. The transcript is spliced from 4 exons. The record is from RefSeq and is a predicted model, not a curated record. Bases 403 to 1851 code for a protein of 482 amino acids. NCBI's taxonomy places the organism in Eukaryota, Fungi, Ascomycota, Eurotiomycetes, Eurotiales, Aspergillaceae.
GCACAGGAGUCAGAGCGUAUGACCGCGCCAUGAUAUCAUUGAGAUGUACAGGAUCAGGGACAUGAUGGGACGUAUAUAAUUUUUGGUGCCACUGAGAAGCUUCGCGGGAAGCACAAGAACAAUUACACCGUUCACACCAAUCGACAGAAAAUCAACAUCGAUUCGUUCCCUCUUCGCCACAAUCCUCUUUGAAGUGUAGGUCUAGAUAUGUGACACAAGUUGGACACUACAAUUUCGUUGCGUCACUAAAGCACAUACUAGAGAAUCUUUUGCCUCCCUUUCCGAUCACUAUGGGAAUCGGCAAAGCAAUAUGUCAUUUAUAAUUUAGGGGCGAUCUCCAUCAAUGGUUAACGUCACUCCACUUUGAAACACUUCACUUUACAGAGUUGGGUCUAUCCUGCGAUGAUGGAAGACAUAAUUCGACUUUUUAUGCCGCGCAUACGCCAGCAUCUAACAGUGAGCGACCUCGCCAAGCUGGCCCGCGUGUCGCAUGAGUUGAACGAUCUGGCCACACCGUACCUCUACCAUACAAUGCACUUCCAUAGCCCAGGGCGCAUCAAGCCGGAUGACCAGCUGUUGUUGCAACUGGAUAUCAUCGGGGAUCUCCGAUUUGACAAACUCGUAUAUACAAAACGCGUGGUCGUGUCAGGAUCAUGGUACCAGACUUAUGCGGCGAUUGACUCGGAGCUUGGGGAGCACCAAAUGCUCUCUCCAGCAGCUCGAAUGUUCAGCAACAUUAUCAGCAAUUGCAUUUUAAGGAUGCCUAAUUUAGAGGAGUUCAUCUGGGACAUGCAAGUUUCACUGACACAGGUCUUGCUGACGACCGUCAUGCUGCGGCCGAGGCUGCAGUGCUUGCGAAUCUGUAUGGGUACCAACUGCACCCCGAAGCCGUUCUUUCGCCCAACCUUGAACCUCCACACAGCAGUUAAGUUGAGGGUAAUGCACCUCACCCAAGUCGAUAACGUCUCAGUUUUACAAUCGUUAGGUGUGGCUCUGAAGAAUGCUACACAACUCGAGCGCCUUUCAAUAUGGGCUGAUGACCGUUCCGAGCUAAGCAUUAGCAGUCUCUUGGAGAAGUGGCAAACGCCUGCUCCGUUUCUAUUGCGCUCUUUAGACCUCCGUGGGUUUUCCGAUAUAGGAAUCCCAGCGAAAAACUUGUGGGCAGCAAUCCCACCGAUCAAACUGAGAGAUCUGACGCUAGAACUUGGGCCGAGGCUCCUGACGCAGGACUCAACAGAGUUCUGGGACGCGUCCGUUGAAGCUGAACUGCGUCCGCUUCGGUUGAGGGUAAACUUGGGUGUCAAGGGCAUCCAAGACUUCAUUUCGUCUUUCAGUGGUUUGGAAGCAUUCCAUCUUGUCCCAUCUGACACACUACGACCGAUGGAGCCAAUAUGCAGUCUUGUUGAUGCUCUCAGAAGGCAUCAUUCCUCUACUUUGAGGGUUCUGGGCCUGAGCCCAUUUUUGGAUUGGCCCAGUUAUGUACUAGAUGUACCAGAUAUCAAGUACUUGGUGGGGGCGUUGCCAGAUAUCGAAGAACUCCGCUUGAGCCAAGCGAACCUGAAUCGAGAAUUAAUGCAGAUCGCACUGUUGUUGCCCCGUUUACGUGUGGUUCAGAUUGAUCUAGUCCACGAAGACCCGGCUACAGAGUAUAUCUUUCUGGACUUCAUCGUUUAUCUAUUACGCAAGGGCUAUGCCCGGAAUCUUACCUAUGUAGCCUUUGACGAUACUACCGUGCGUGAAAUACGCCGAAAUCCGAUACGGCUUUCCGACAAAGCCUCUCGGGUUGGAUAUGUUGGUGGCACGGUACUUUUGGAUGAAGAAGUCUACGACUGGGUCAGAACAUCCUUCUAAGGUUGAAAAAAGUACGACGACAUCAAUCAUUCAGCAGGAAGCCACCCCUGAGGAUGUCAAGAUAUCUGCGGACUUCUCUCGCUGACUUUUC